AUGCCUCAAUUCACGGUUGAAGAGCUUCGAGCUGCAAUCGGCGACCCCAACAAACCUGAAGACGUGAAGAGACUCGGCGAGUUUAUCACCUCCCACGAUGAUACAUUCGCACACGGUUUAGCCUUUUUACUUAAUAGCCUUGACGAAGCUACACUUCAACAGAAGCUUUCUCUUAAGCGCGAAAAGCUAGCUCAAGUCACGGCCAUAACCGAUCAAGAGGAGAGCGACAAAAUCAUCAAGGAACUACAAGACAAACUCACCGAAGCUACAAGCCAACUCAAUACAACUCCUCCUGCCCCUGCUCAAACUGUCCGAUCCCCCCAGCUCCCAGACCCCCUUCGUUUCGGCGCCACCCGCAAGUCACCUGAAGACCUCCGCAACUACCUAUUUGACAUCAAUGUCAAGCUUCGAAGAAACGCAGACUGGUACCCCACUGAAUACGAUAAGAUGGCUUACGUUGUUUCUACCCUAGAAGGCGAAGCACGUAAUCACAUCAACCCCUAUUUGGACAAUAACGGUAGCUUUACCACCUUGACUUCAGUUAGCGACAUCACACGAAUUCUCGAAGACACAUACAGCAACAAGUUUAGCCAAGAGGAAGCGUAUGCGAAGAUUAUAUCAGACAAGCAGGGCCAACGACCAACAGCGGAAUUCCUCUCUAACCAUCUAGCUUUGGCUAAGGCCUCUGGAUCAACUGGAUUCGAUUGUACUCAGCGACUUAUUCUCUUUGCUCAUUCCGCUAUUCGCGAUAGAGUUUUAACUAACCCAGCCUAUAACCGUCACGUCUCCCUCGAAACCCUAGCUACGCUUAUACGUGACGCCGACCGUAUUAACAAGUCUGUCUCUGGCGAUGACUAUACUCGUACACUUCCAAACAUCGGCUACAACCAGAAGACUGUUCAAACCUCUACACAGUACCUCCCUACGACCACUGCCAUAUCCGCCUAUCAUCAACCGACCACGACUACUGCCGACCCAAAUGCGAUGGACCUUGACGCUAUGAAGCUGGCCACCGCAAGAAAUGCUUGGACUUGGGACGACGUGAAGAAGAAGACUUGGGCUAAGACUCCUGAACAGNCAUCAACCGACCACGACUACUGCCGACCCAAAUGCGAUGGACCUUGA
Molecule: messenger RNA, 1125 nt
Organism: Hymenoscyphus albidus
Lineage: Eukaryota; Fungi; Ascomycota; Leotiomycetes; Helotiales; Helotiaceae
Source: the annotation of a GenBank genome assembly